Molecule: messenger RNA, 4838 nt
Organism: Salvelinus fontinalis (brook trout)
Lineage: Eukaryota; Metazoa; Chordata; Actinopteri; Salmoniformes; Salmonidae
Product: D(2) dopamine receptor A-like
Exons: 8
Coding region: 2214-3695 (493 amino acids)
Biological process (GO): adenylate cyclase-activating adrenergic receptor signaling pathway
Cellular component (GO): presynaptic membrane; glutamatergic synapse
Molecular function (GO): dopamine neurotransmitter receptor activity, coupled via Gi/Go; G protein-coupled receptor activity
Source: RefSeq, a predicted model, not a curated record
AUCCCUCCAUUCUCUAUCAUCCCCCAUAAUUCAGUUCUCCCCAUGUUUACCUCUCCAGUCAAGGGGAUUAGAGUAAUGGAAGAAGAGCAAGAGGGAGAAGAGAAAUUAUGAUAAAAUGUUUGAAUUCUCUGCCAUGAAUAUAUAUAUUUUAUUUUGGGGGGGGAUAUGUCAGUGGUGUGAGAUGAAUGCAUACAGUUUUAGACAUUCAUUACCUGACCUGACACAACAUUGUUAAAGUUGAAAUGCCAUUUAUACUAUUUUUCACAAGCCUUUUAGGAGUGUAUACUUAAUUCCAUUUGGAGCCCCAGAUGGAUCCAUAGACGUUUCAAAAGCUUUUAUUCAUUUUAUGGUCUCAUGUCCCUUUAACAUAUUUGGCAUGUCCUUGAAAUCGAGAGACCGGUAGAUCUGAGAGUUUAGAAUUGUGAAAAGUAAGGCCCUUUUCACUUCAUAGUGUUGUCUAUACUGUUUUUCUUUAGUCUGGUAGUUUCUUAGUCAAAAUAUUGUCAUUUUAUAGCUAUAUGGCUACAUUCUGAUGUACUUUGAGUAUCAUACCUUAGUCACAUAUUCCUGUUAGUGAGUUGUGUGUAUCAAAAUUCUCACACAAUCUUUUUAUCCAGCUCUACUUCCUCAAGUUGUCAAUGUGUAGACUGAACCAUUGUCUGGACCACCUGAGGUACCUUAUUCACAGUUUUAAAGCUUGCUUUCUCAUUGGCUAUGUCCCGAUUCUCCACCCUUUUUAAAGCAUAGGAAUGGUGUAAGCAUUGGCUGGAAGGAGUUUACACCAUUGUAAAAUCCACGAGAGAAAGUGUGUGCACACUUUGGAAGAACGGUGAAGAAUUGGGGCAUCAGCUAUACUGUGUAGAUCACAUUAUGCUCCCAGUGAGGGACAUUGGUGAGAGCUUUGUGCAUGGAACAAAGCAGCAGUCGUGAUCAUUUUGAGUGAGUCGUUUACUGGGAUACUGCAAUAGGAUGAAGGGGAUUUGAUAGACACAGAGAGGCUUUAAGGUCUGCUUCAUUGGAGAUGGUUUAAUAACCUUUCCAGAUAGUGUGCUGUCUUAUCUUAACUUCUAAGGCACGGGUGGGCAACUAGAGCCGCGGACCGAUUUAUGUCAGAGCUGAUGGACUGGGGAAAGCAACAUAAUCAUAAUAAUUUGUACACUGCAAAUUGACCAAGUAAGCGCCAAAAAAUAGAUAUCUUUAAAUAAGUCAUAAUUUCAUACCUUGAUUCCACUGAGACACGUUUUAAUUGUGGGAAUACUUGGAAACAGAUUUCCUGACUUAACAUUAUUUUUAGCCGAUUUCCUGCUGAUUUUACAGUCCUUUUUGACAAAAAACUUUGAGGGGCCAAAAUAAAUGACUCGUAGGCCGAAGGUGUGUCUGUUUGUACGAUGAAAAACAAACUGAGCGGAUAGGCUUCAUUCAGUACUUGGCCACUAACCAACUUCACUGAACUAUCUUUUAUAAUAUGAGAUAGGAUUCUUACUCUCACUGCGUUUUCAAGUGAGUUCGAUGACACUGCCUGUCUCAUACUGCCUGCCCUCAUCCAUUGCUAUCCCCGUUUAUGCAUUCAUGAUGAAGCAUAUACCUUUUCCCCCUUUGAAUUAUCUUCCCCGUCUCAUUUGUCUCUGAUGAUCUCCUCUGUUGCUUCUGCUCAUUGCGAGCGCUGCCAAACGUAUAUGGAUGAUUUUAAUUUGUCACCCAAUUGGAGCGCUUUAGAGAUCCUUUUUACCCAUGCAGUUCAUUUUGUUUUCAUUUGUCUGUUUUUCUUCUGAAUAUACACACACACACACACACACACACACACUGCUCACUGGAUCUGAUCUGAGGAACAGCUAAUGAGGGAGGAGGGGGGAAGAGGGAGAGGGAGGGUACCGCUAAAUCACUUGGAGGAAAGUACAGAGUGUGAAAACCAGAGCGAGGUGGCGAGAGGAAGGGAUUUACUGCUGGAACACUCAUUGAGGAGUAGAGGGAGUGAGUGUGUUGCAUGUUAUAGAGGUCGAGGUGUGAGCUCCGACAGGAGAGGGUUAGCAGGCUCAGAAGUGGUGACUGACUGAUUCACUCUGCUGUCAUUUUCCGCUUAUUCAGAGCGACUUACGGUAUAGUGAGUGCAUACAUUUUCAAACUGUAUGUUGCAAUUCUCUGUUUGGAGGGAAUGGGACUGAGCACCACUACAGCCGAGUGAGGACUCUUCCAGACACACUGUCCAGAGGAGCAUGAUGACUACUUUCCCCAAUGAGACAGAUGAGACAGGCUUCUCCUCCCUCUCUCCAUCAUACCCUCCCUCUCCCUCCCUCACACCGUCCAUCUCCCUCACCUCCAACCCUUCCUCUUCCUUCGCCUUCUCCCUCUCCACCUCCUCUCCGUCCAACUGCUCCAGUUCUCCAUCGUCCUCCUCCCCUCCCUAUAACUUCUACGCCGUGCUGCUGGUGCUGCUUAUCUUCUGCGUGGUGUUUGGCAACAUGCUAGUUUGUGUGGCGGUGUCGCGCGAGCGUGCCCUCCAGACUACCACCAACUACCUCAUCGUCUCCCUGGCCGUGUCCGACCUGCUGCUGGCCACCCUGGUCAUGCCCUGGGGCGUCUACCUGGAGGUGGUAGGGGAGUGGCGCUUCAGUCUCAUCCACUGUGACAUCUUACUGACCCUGGACGUCAUGAUGUGUACUGCCAGCAUCCUCAACCUCUGUGCCAUCAGCAUCGACAGGUACACGGCGGUGGCGAUGCCCAUGCUGUAUAACACCAGAUACAGCUCCAGGAGGCGGGUGGCUCUGAUGAUUGCUGUCGUGUGGUUCCUCUCCUUCGCCAUCUCCUGCCCUCUACUGUUUGGACUCAACAACACAGCCAGUCGGGAGGAGACCAAGUGUGCCUUCGCUGAUCCGUCCUUCGUGGUCUACUCAUCCGUGGCCUCCUUCUACGUUCCUUUCAUCGUGACCCUGCUGGUGUACGCCCAAAUCUGUGUGGUGCUGCGGAGGCGGGGCCGAUGCACCGUGCCCCGCAGACACGGCCUGCACCCACAGGGAGGAGGCAAGACGGGGGAGGGCCACAGGCACAGGAAGAAUAAGUGUACCCACCACGAGGAUGUCAAGCUGUGCACUCUGAUCAUGAGGCCCCCCACCAGCGCCCCCCAACGCAAGAAAGUGACAUUAGUGAAGGAGGCAGUGGUGCACCCCCUGGAUGAGGAACCUGUGGGGCGUGGUUUCCUGUCCCAGUUAGACCAGAGCCUCCCCCCACCUCACCCCCCUCCCCCCUCCGGACGAGCCACCAAGGUCUCCCUUUCUAUCUCGGUGGCGCCCGCGCCCUUCCUGGCCCUGUCCCCGCCGGUGGCACCACGCUCCGCCCUCGUACCCCGCCGUGCCACCUUCGAGGACGGCAUGAGUGGCCGCGAGCGAUGGAGGGAGCGCAAUGCAGACAGGGAGAAGGGAGCGAUGGCGAAGGAGAGGGUGAAAGGGACCCUGUCGCAGCAGAAGGAGAGGAAGGCGACCCAGAUGCUGGCUAUCGUGCUAGGUGUGUUCAUCAUCUGCUGGCUACCCUUCUUCCUGACCCACGUGCUGAAGGCCCACUGUGGCAGCUGCUGUAUCUCCCCCUCCCUGUACAGUGCUGUCACCUGGCUGGGCUACCUAAACAGUGCCGUCAACCCCGUCAUCUACACCACCUUCAACAUCGAGUUCCGCAAGGCCUUCAUCAAGAUCCUAAACUGCUGAGUACAGGGAAGAAGAGGAGGGGGGAGAGUGGGGGGAAGGACAAGUGUGAAAAGUGUUUGAGUAGUGGAGAGAGGCAACAAAAAGGUCAGAGACUAGAAAUAAAACUAAAGAAGGGAAAGAGAGAGGUGAAAACAAAGACUGGAAGGAGAGAUAGAGGGGGGUGUAGAGUUAGGCGACGGAGAAGAUAAAAAGGAGAAUUUAAGAGGUCAAACAGAAGAGCAAGUGAAUUAAGACAGAAAUUGGGAAUUAUACAGAGAUGAUGUACACGUCUGUAAAUAUAAAACAUAACAGGGGGAGAGAAAUAUUCUGAAGGUUCUAUGGGAAGAGAUGGGUUUCUCAUGGGGUAGGCCACAAACAGUGGCAAAAGACAGACUACAGUGGCAGAAGACUGUCCCGCUACGUACGAGGGUGAGGUACGAGGAUGACUAAGUAAAUGUAUUGCUUUCUGAUACCGCUCUCGAACAUACUGUCAAAGCGUCCGCAGACAUUGUCCUGUUUUUACUCCGAUACAGUUAUUUACAGUUUGUAAAUUACGUUAAUAAAAUGACAGAGGUAGUCUUUUAAGGAGAUACACAAUCAAUCUGCACCAUCAAACGCAAUUUUUCGUCCCAGUGUAAACAAGCCUAUAAGAGAUGUAUUAUAUUUAGACCAUGAUGAUGUUGGUGAAGAUAUGAUGCAAUAAUAACAUGGUGAUAUGAUGAGCGACUAAUCAAGGUUUGUUCAUAAGGUAUAUGUAUAUAUUGUUGUUUAGAGUUUGUUAAUGUGAGCUCUGCUGUAAAUAUCUGUAUUACUGUUAUUGUACAUGUAAUACAUUAUAUUCUACUCUUGUUGUUGCUGGUCUAUUUCAAGUUUGCUGUGGGUUAGGGUCAAUUCGAAUUGAAGUCAGUCAAUUCUGGAAAUAAAGAUAUUUUCCAAUUGAAUAAUAACGCAGAAAAAAGUUGUAUUUUCAAUGACCACUUAUUCAGCUGAGGAGAAGCUAUUUCAAAAGUCUAGCCGUUUUUUGUAUUUUAAAUUCAAAUGACUUCCUGAAUUGACUAACUUCAUUUCAAAUUGACCCCAACCCUGCUGUACUGGUCAAACAAUAGACAGAAAUUGACUAAUUGGUUUUCAAAACUGUUUAAAUACAUUUGCUCUCUACGUUGA